Pocillopora verrucosa is the source of this 2340-nucleotide messenger RNA. NCBI's taxonomy places the organism in Eukaryota, Metazoa, Cnidaria, Anthozoa, Scleractinia, Pocilloporidae. The record is from RefSeq and is a predicted model, not a curated record.
AUGGGGGUUUUAAUCUCCGCCAAUGAGAAAACUGAAGAGAAAAUUCAAGUGAGGAUAUUUCGCGACGCCUGCUUUAGUUUGAAGUACCCCGGAUUCCCAACUCGUCUGGAAGAGAAUGAGAUUGUUUAUGUCGAAUUAGAAGCCAUCGAUGAUUAUCAUGUCGCUAUUCCUGAGGAGUGUUACGUGAGUGCCAACAAGAAACACGACCAUUGCCCCACACAAGGAUAUCAACUGAUCAGCGAUUAUUGCCCGCGAGCUCUUCACUGUGACUACUUACCGACAAGCAACAAGUCCAUACGAUUUCAAUUCUCCAAUGUCCAGUUCUUUGGCCCGAAGAAACAAUUCAUAUAUCUCCAUUGCAAAAUGACAACAUGUCGGACGCCAUUGGUGCCCAAGCCACACAGGUUCAACUGUGGAACACAAGCGCUACAUUGUCCACAACGAAAGGAUAGCCACGUGACUGUGGGUCUCUUUGUGUCGUGGCCGACUAAAGCUAAGUGCAAUCAAUCGGAUCCGGGUCCAACAACCAGGGCAAAUAACACAAGACAAGGAGAAAUUCAAGUCGGAAUAUUUUCAAACAACUCCUUCACCAAAGAGUUUGAGUACAUCAGAUUUCCCAUUCAUUUGGACGUAAACUCAAAUGUUUUCGUCAAGGUGGAAGCAACGGAAAAGGGCCAAAUAGCUAUUCCGAAAGAAUGUCAUGUGAGUGCAUUUAAGAACUAUAACCACAAUCCAGUGCUGGAAUACGGACUCAUCGAAGAUUUCUGUCCGGACAAGAAUGAACUUAGCUACCUUGAAUCAAAUGCAGUGAGCCAGGCCGUAAGAUUCAAAUUCCCCAUAAGGCAGUACUUUGGGAUUGCAGAACAAUUCCUGUUCAUCCACUUCAAGGUUACCAUAUGUCGGAGAAAGCAGCCACCGAAAAUGACAGCAAUCAACUGCAAGACGCUGGCACAGUUCUGUCCCCACCGGCGAGAGGAAACUAUUAUGACAGUGGGUCCAUUUGUGGUUUUACCAGAGGAAGGUAAACAAGAUAAAGAGAUCAGAUUAACAAAUGGCAAAAUUUACACGAAUGAAGUAGAUCAAGAUGAAGUGCGUGUCAAACUCUUUGACAGCAGCUGUUUUUCUCAAGAGUACCCCAAGUUCCCAAUUCAUUUAGGGAUGUGCAGCUAUGUUUACAUAGAAGUUGAAGCUACCCUGGUAGAACAUGUAGUUAUUCCCAAGAAAUGCCGGUUGAGUCGCUCCAAAAACUUCACUGAUCACCUUUCCACGAAAGGCUAUACAUUACUGGAAGACAGUUGUCCGUUAGGUUUAGAGUUUGAUUAUCUACCAACACGCAACAGGGCCGUACGGUUCCGAUUUACUUUUGACCAUUUCUAUGCAUCUGCGAAGGAAUGUCUUUACCUUCAUUGUUUAAUGAUCACGUGUCAAAGGAAAGAAGUGCCCAGGAUGAUGCGCUUUAAUUGUCUGACGCAAACACAGUACUGUCCACACCACAGAGAAAAUGAAGUAACCAAGGGCCCGUUUAUGGUGUGGCCGGAAGAAUGCAACCAGGGAGAAGAGAGUCUGGACAAGAAAACUGUUAAUUCUAAUGAAUUUAAGGGAGCAAAUAGUUCAAUCUUUGGAGAAGUUCAAGUGGAAUUAUUUUCGAACUAUUCCUUCACCGAGGACGUCAAGUACAACAGAUUCCCUAUCCAUUUGGACUUGAGCUCCCUCGUCUUCGUUGAAGUAGAAGCCAUCUGGCAGGAACUUGUAGCCAUUCCCAAAGAGUGUCACGUGACUGCAUACAAGAACUGCUCAGAUCACCAUCCUAACUUGGGAUAUAAACUCAUUUUUGAUUACUGCCCUAAUGAUUUAGAAGUUGACUACCUCCGAUCACCCACGGGAAGCCGGGCUGUGCGAUUCAAGUUUCCUAUAAGACAGUUCUUCGGGAUAGACGAACAAUUCCUUUACCUCCAUUGUAAAAUGACCACGUGCAAGAGGAAGGAGCCAGCCAUGUUAACUGCGUUUAACUGCCUGACGCAGUCUCAGUACUGUCCUCUCCGAGAAGACUUCGACGUCUCAGUGGGACCCUUCGUAGUUUGGCCAGUAGGAAUUAAACGGGAUCGGGAAAUCAAAGAAAACGCAGCCAAACCUACGGAACAGGAAGCUUCAUCGGAAUUUUCGAGCACAAACACAGAUGAAAGUGAGUUAGUGUGUCUGACCUACACGGAAGUUAUCAUGUCAAUACUCGGCCCACUUGUCGCUCUUGGUUUGAUGAUCGCACUCCUCGCAAUCCUCAGGAAGUCUUGCAUAAAAGGAAGGCGGGAAAUAGAGACGGCAGUGGAAAUGGAACAAGUGUAA